Molecule: messenger RNA, 985 nt
Organism: Tripterygium wilfordii
Lineage: Eukaryota; Viridiplantae; Streptophyta; Magnoliopsida; Celastrales; Celastraceae
Product: proteasome subunit beta type-3-A-like
Exons: 7
Coding region: 148-762 (204 amino acids)
Biological process (GO): proteasome-mediated ubiquitin-dependent protein catabolic process
Cellular component (GO): proteasome core complex; proteasome core complex, beta-subunit complex
Source: RefSeq, a predicted model, not a curated record
CAUCAAUAACUCGAAUUAGCUUGGAGUAACCUCCAAGAGUUACGACGGUCUUCUUCCUUGCAAACGCUCGCGAAGAUCUCUGAAAUUGGCAUUCACUCCCUCACAGUCUCUACACGACUACACUUGAACGCAAAAACCUGAUCAACGAUGUCGAUCUUCGAGUACAAUGGGAGCGCUCUAAUAGCGAUGGUAGGUAAGAACUGCUUCGCCAUCGCCAGUGAUCGUCGUCUCGGAGUUCAGUUGCAGACCGUCGCCACCGAUUUCCAAAGAAUCCACCAAAUCCACGACCGCCUUUUUCUUGGUCUUUCCGGCCUCGGCACCGAUGCCCAAACUUUGCAUCAACGCCUCGUCUUCCGUCACAAAUUGUACCAGCUGCGAGAAGAGAGGGACAUGAAGCCUGAGACAUUCGCUAGCCUUGUUUCAAGUAUUCUCUAUGAGAAAAGGUUUGGUCCUUAUUUCUGUCAACCUGUAAUUGCUGGAUUGAGUGAUGAAGAUAGGCCCUUCAUUUGCACAAUGGAUUCAAUUGGAGCCAAGGAGCUUGCAAAAGAUUUCGUUGUUGCUGGCACAGCAUCAGAGUCACUAUAUGGAGCAUGCGAAGCAAUGUUCAAGCCUGACAUGGAGCCUGAGGAAUUAUUUGAGGCCGUUUCUCAAGCUCUUCUAUCAUCUGUAGAUCGUGACUGUUUGAGUGGCUGGGGAGGACAUGUAUUUGUUGUUACACCCACUGAAAUAAAGGAAAGACUCUUGAAGGGAAGGAUGGACUAACCUCCCAUGAAGUUGGAAGAAGUUGGAAGAGACAGCACUUCCACGCUGCGCUACAACUGGUUUUUGUGAACUGCGAACCUAGACUUUAUUUAAACGGGACCUUCUCUAUAGUUUACCAUUUUAAGCUGUUAUUCUGUGGUGCUUGAAAUUGUUGUACUCUUGUUAAAUUUGAAAUUGACUUUGACUAGUUCGAUGUUUAAUAUCUAAUUGGCUUUAUCUUGAA